Molecule: messenger RNA, 4671 nt
Organism: Chenopodium quinoa (quinoa)
Lineage: Eukaryota; Viridiplantae; Streptophyta; Magnoliopsida; Caryophyllales; Amaranthaceae
Product: pentatricopeptide repeat-containing protein At1g79540-like
Exons: 7
Coding region: 473-2857 (794 amino acids)
Molecular function (GO): protein binding
Source: RefSeq, a predicted model, not a curated record
AUACAUAAUUCAAAACAAAUUAAAUAAAUAAAAAUGAGGAAAAACGCUGACCGAGACAGCGUUUUACCUCAGAAGCUCAAUUUCGUAAAUAAUUUGGCCACACGUCUAUAUUCGUAAAUAGUUUACUAAUAACGCUUAGUUUCGUAAAAAAUCCAACUAGAUGCCACUCCAAAUAGUGCUCUAUUACAUCCCAAAAAAAAAAUGAAAUGGGCUUUACUUUCACCGCUAAAAACAAGGAUUUCAUCUCCAAAAUAGCACCAACACUUAAACUUGCUCUCUGCCCCACCACCUUCCGCCGCCGCCACUUCUGAUCAAUUACCGUCGUACAACCGCCCACCACCGUCGCAAUGCUCACACUCGGUGGCAGAAAUCGGCAAUGAAUCAACAACCUUUAAAUCCCCAUUUUCCCUAAGUUCUCUCAUUCAUCAAUUUUCUAAUCCCAAAACCUCUGCAAAAACCUAGAUUUUCUACUAUGAGAGUAGCUACUUUGAUUCAACGUCCCUUUUUCGGGCAUUUCGUAUCUUUCAGCAAGCUAAUUCAAUCACGUUUAUCCACUGAAAAAUCCGACCCAUUGACCCAAAUUAUCUCAAUUCUUGAGAAUUCUAACCCCAUUGAACAUUAUCUUGAUCCAGUUGCACACAUUCUCAAUCAUCGUAUUGUGUCAUCAAUCAUGACGAAACCCCCAAAUUUUCAAGUGGGGUUUCGAUUUUAUAUCUGGGCAAUGAAUCGGAGGUCGCUUCGAGCUAGGAGUUUGAAUGAUUUGGUCAUUGAUAUGAUUUUGAAGGAGAAUGGUGGGUUUGAUCUUUGUUGGGAAACCCUAGAAGAGGUUAAGAAAUGUGGGUUUGAUGUCCCAGCUGAGGUAUUUUUCGUGUUGAUGUCGGGUUAUUGGAAGGCGGGCAAUCCAGAAAAGGCGGUCGAAUCGUUUGGUAAGAUGAAGGAUUAUGAUUGUAAACCUGAUGUUCAUACUUACAAUGCGAUUAUUCAUAUUAUGGUGCAAAAGCAGGUGUUUUUGUUGGCAUUAUCUUUGUAUCAUCAAAUGUUGAAGUUAGAUUGUAGUCCUAAUGUAGCUACCUAUAGCAUUUUGAUUGAUUGUUACUGUAAACUUGGGAAGAUCGAAGACGCGCUUAAUAUGUUUGAUAAAAUGAUCGAGAAUGGAAUAUCUCCGGAUACCAUAAUUUAUACGAUUGUAUUGUCGGGUUUGUGUUUAGCUAAUAGGACAUAUGAUGCUCAAGGUUUGUUAGAUAAAAUGAUAAAUAGUGGGUGCCUUCCUGAUUCAAUUACAUAUAAUGCUAUGCUUUCGGGGGUUUGCAAGACGGGUGGGAUUGAUGAAGUAUUUGGGCUAUUGAAGUCCUUUCAGGAUCAAGGGUAUACAUUAGGGAUUAAAAGUUAUAGCUGUAUUAUUUACGCCUUAUUUAGAGUCGGGAGAUUUGAGGAAGCUAACUUGUGGUUUCGGAAACUAUGUGAGGAAAAUAUAACUCCUGAUCUUAAAGUAUACACUAUUAUGAUUCAAGGUCUUACAGAGGCAGGAAAGAUUAAGGAUGCUUGGACAAUGGUUCAAGAGAUGACGGAAAGAGGUGUAGUUCCAGAUACUCAAUGUUAUAAUGCAUUGAUCAGAGGGUUCUGCGAAAUGGGUCUGUUGGAGGAUGCACAGUCCCUUAAGCGUGAGAUGUCAGAGAACAAUUGCUUCCCUGACACAUGUACUUAUAACCACCUCAUAUAUGGCGCUUGCAGAAAUGGAAAGGUGGAGGAAGCAAAGCAAAUCUUUGAAGAGAUGGAGAAAGCUGGAUGCUUUCCUUCUGUUAUAACAUUCAAUACACUCAUUGAUGGGCUAUGCAAGGCUGGAGAAUUUGAGGAAGCACGUCUCUUGUUUUAUAAGAUGGAGAUAGGUAGAAAUCCUUCUUUGUUUCUUCAUCUUUCUCAAUGCACUGACCGUGCACUGGACAGAGAAAGCCUACAGAACUUGAUUGCCAGGUUAUGUGAUUCAGGGUUGUAUCUUAAGGCAUAUAGAAUUUUAAUAAAGCUGACUGAUAAUUGUGUUUUACCUGAUAUUACUACUUAUAAUAUCCUCAUAAAUGAUCUGUGCAAGAAUAAAAACAUUAAUGGUGCUUUCAAGCUUCUUAAAGAAUUACAAUUCAAGGGAUUAUCUCCUGAUUGUGUAUCUUAUGGAACCCUUAUCGAUGGGCUUUAUAAAGUUGAUCGAGAAGAGGAAGCAAUUCGUUUGCUAAAUGAUAUGAUGAAGAGUGGGUGUUUGCCCCAAUCUGAUGUUUAUAAGACUAUAAUGACUUGGUUAUCCCGCAAGAGGAAGGUUUCAAUUUCCUUUUCUCUGUGGCUGGAUUACCUUAGAAGCCUUAAAAGUCGGGAUGAUGAAGCAAUCAAACUGAUUGAAGAACAAUUUGAGAGAGGAGAAUUGGAGGAAGCAGUCCGAGGGUUGCUGAAGAUGGAUUUUAAGUUGAACAACUUUGACGUGGGACCAUAUACAACAUGGUUAAUAGGGCUAUGUCGAGUUGAUAGAGUAGAUGAUGCUAUGAAGAUUUUUGAUGUUCUUCUAGAAUUUGGUGUCACUGUAGCUUCAUCGAGUUGUAGGAAGCUGAUACAGACUCUCUGCUCACAAUCAAAAUUGGAUCUGGCUGUAAAUGUUUUCCUCCAUACUCUAGAAAAGGGGACUAUGUUGGAGCCAUCAGUUUGCAAUAGGUUACUUUGCGCUCUCCUGCGUUCUCAAGCCUUUGUGAAUCAUGCUUUUGAUAUUCUGGGCAAAAUGGAUUCAGUGGGUUAUGACCUAGAUACUCAACUUGAACAAAGAACAAAGUCACUCUGGCAGUAUCAUUUAUACAUGCAGGAAUCAGCAAUGGCUAGCUAAUUUGCUCCCCUUGGAUUCACCCGAAUGAAGGUUUGGUGUAGCAACAAAAGCUUUGUUUUUGAAUUGGUAAGGUGUGACUUUGGAAGAAUAAUCUCCCACCUCUGUUGUUGCAUUGGUACAUCAGAUGUGGUCUUGAUGAGGUCAACUGUGCGUCUGUGCAUAAGGAUUGAGCAAAAAGGUGAGUGGUAGGUGAUAUCCUGGAAAUUAGAAUUAAUUCCCUAGAAACCAGCAUUCAGAGCUGGGAGGAGAACCAUAUUAAGCUUUUUCUUUCUUAUGCAAAUGUCUGACUCUAAGUUUCACCCAUCUAACUUCUGUCAUAUGUAAUUGCCAAUAUCAAUGCAAAUGUAUAUUGAUUGUGGUGGUCAGGUACAAUUUAGUUUGUUUGAAAUUUUGGUGUCUGGAAAUAGGAUCUCGAUCAUGAGGAAAGCCUUCCAUUUCUGUUAAAUGACCUGGCCUCUCCCGGCUCUUUCACUAUUAAACAUGUGUUCGUUUAACUGCUCUUCAGAUGAUGCAUGCAUGAUGUUAUUUGGAUAAGAUUGGGUGGUGUACUAAUAUUCAGUUGAUUGAAUACCAAAACGUUUUCUGCAAGUAUAAAGUGAAAAUUGAGGACACAUCUGAUGCAUUAGGAAGAUACACAUUAUCUGACCUCAUUUCUACUGGUUUACUGGGAACAAACAUUUUGCAUACAUUUUUGACCUCUUUAUGAUUCCCCUUUGAAUGUCUGAUGUAUGGGUGCUAACUGACACUGUUGAAGAUGUAUGAAAGUAUGUAUGUAUCUCAUCAGUACAUCUCAAAUGAGCAAUAAGAUCUCAAUUUUCAAAGUGCAUGGCUUUUUUAUGCUUCUAAAUUAUAUCUCUGUCUUUGCUGCAGAAUAUUGUCAUGGAUAAAAGUUCUUGGACGAGGAUUAAGGGUCAUGGUAGCAAUGGAGAAUGAUCGUGAUUGAGCACUGACUAUUCUAUGUAUUGCUGCUACGAUUAUGAUAUCAUGUGGCCUUUGAAGGGACAUUACUCCAGAUGUCCUAUCUACUACUUAGGAAGAAGGAAUAUAAGUGUGAUAUGCUCCAAAUUUGAGCUCCGUUAUUGAAAACUGCUCAUUUGAGGGUGGUUCUAUGCGAUUGGAACUGCAGACUUUGGUGAAGUUUUCAAGUCAUCUGAGCUUUGUAUACCUGCUUUCAGGCAUUCAGCAUGUUUGGAAGGCCUCAAUGAAUUUAACUGAACUCUUUGUUUUCAACCAUCUUGCCUAUUAAAUUGUCUUGUCACUUGUGAGAAUGUGAGGUUAUGCAAAUCUUAUAGCUCUAGUUCACAUUCAGGCACCUUUUGAUCACAUUUGGUUGUCUGUCUGGUUUGAAAGAGUGCAUUCACAGGGACAAGAAAUUAAAGGGCAAAAAUGCACAUGAGGUCUACCCCCAUCAGGGGAGGCAGGGAGCUGUACAAAGCAAUAUCAUUGUAGUUAUUUAAUCCGCUUCUGAAACUACUGAACCUUGUGUAAACCAGGAAGCAGUGUUUAUUGCACAACAAUAUCUUCAAGAACCAAUUGACUGGGCAUUGCAGAAAGGCUAAGGUCACAAGUGAGCUUUGUAUCAAACUUUGCUUUCCUUUUGCUGAUGAAGCUAGAAGAGCCAGACUGAAACACUUAACACUGGGUAGCUUCUUGGGAAUGAAACAGGAAAAUGACUUGGUGCACGACUGUUUUUUUUUUUUGUAUAAUUAUCGAAAUCACUUUUUUCUCAUUUCUUAAAUUUGAGCAUAACUUUGAUACAAACAUUUGUAAUGACGUGAAUUCAUAGUCAACAUAAUGAAAUGAAGAUUAUGAAA